ACUCCUGGACCAUGAGCAGCUCCCUUAACAGGACCAAGAAAGAGGCACCCCCAUCGAGGUGCUGGACUGGAAUCUUAAAGGGACCACUGGAAACAGGACUUUUUCCCGUAGUGAAGCCCCCACCUGAGGGCAGGAACAGGUGCCCCAUCUUCGGGACUUCUCCCAGGUCUGGCCAGCCUGAGCGUGCCUCCCAUGAACAGAGCCGUCCCAGAAGUGUUCCUCGCAGAUGGAGAUGUGGGGCCCCAGGGCCACACUCACCGCUCUCUGUCUGCAGUGGAAUCCAGAGAGCAGCUGGAGGAAGAGGAGGAGGAAGAGGAAGAGGGCAAGGGAAGACAGGAGCCGGAGCCGAGGAAUGUCUUCCAUGAAGUGCCCCUCCGGCGGUCGGGGGCUUUCCGGGCCGAUAGCCGUGGCUACGACCCCUUCAAAAGGCACAGCUGGGGGCCUGGCCAGGACCCACUGAGCAGGAGGCGACUGCAGGCGUCGGGAUGCCCAGGCCCCCAGGAGACCCCCUUACUGCAGAGCCAAGAGGACCUGGACGUCUUUCAGGGACUGCAGCACCAGGGUGGCCAGCCCUCCCGCCCGGACCUUUCAGACUUUCAAUUUCUUCUUGAUUCAGUUUUGGGCCAGGGCUCCUGUCAUCCAUCUGAGGGCUCUUUGGACCACACGACCAGCGGCAUGCUUUCCAAGUCUGUAUCCAUGAGUGGCAUCAAUGGCCUCUUGGACUGCCCCAAUGCAGCUAGGAAUUUAUCUCGGUUCUCUGCCACUGACCUCAGCCAACGCUGUAGCCAGCUGGAAGGGGGCUCGGGCACCUGGGCAGGCUCCUCCCUGCGUCGCACGUUCAGCUUCCUCCUGGGCAUGACGGGAAAGACCAAGACCCGGGAGAAGGAGAAGAUGAAGGAAGCCAAGGAUGCCCGCUACACCAACGGGCACCUCUUCACCACCAUCUCCGUGUCGGGCAUGACCAUGUGCUAUGCCUGCAACAAGAGCAUCACAGCCAAGGAGGCCCUCAUCUGCCCGACCUGCAAUGUGACUAUCCACAACCGCUGUAAAGACACCCUCGCCAACUGUACCAAGGUCAAGCAGAAGCAACAGAAGGCCGCCCUGCUGAAGAACAACACUGCCUUGCAGUCUGUGUCUCUCCGCAGUAAGACCACCAUCCGAGAGCGGCCCAGCUCUGCCAUCUACCCCUCAGACAGCUUCCGGCAGUCCCUCCUUGGCUCCCGCCGCGGCCGCACCUCCCUGUCCUUAGCCAAGAGCGUGUCCACCACCAACAUUGCUGGCCAUUUCAACGAUGAGUCUCCCCUGGGGCUGCGCCGCAUCCUCUCGCAGUCCACGGACUCCCUCAACGUGCGGAACCGGACGCUGUCAGUGGAAUCCCUCAUUGACGAAGGCGCAGAGGUGAUCUACAAUGAGCUGAUGAGUGACUUUGAGAUGGACGAGAAGGACUUCGCAGCUGAUUCCUGGAGCCUGGCCGUGGACGGCAGCUUCCUGCAGCAGCACAAAAAGGAGGUGAUGAAGCAGCAGGAUGUCAUCUACGAGCUAAUCCAGACAGAGCUGCACCACGUGAGGACGCUGAAGAUCAUGACCCGCCUCUUCCGCACGGGGAUGCUAGAAGAGCUGCAGCUGGAGCCCGGAGUGGUCCAGGGCCUGUUCCCCUGCGUGGACGAGCUGAGCGACAUCCACACGCGCUUCCUCAGCCAGCUGCUGGAGCGCCGCCGCCAGGCCCUGUGCCCUGGAAGCACCCGCAACUUCGUCAUCCACCGCCUGGGUGACCUGCUCAUCAACCAGUUCUCCGGCCCCAGCGCGGAGCAGAUGCGGAAGACCUACUCGGAGUUCUGCAGCCGCCACACCAAGGCCUUGAAGCUCUAUAAGGAGCUGUAUGCCCGGGACAAACGCUUCCAGCAGUUCAUCCGGAAAGUGACCCGCUCUGCGGUGCUAAAGCGGCAUGGGGUGCAGGAGUGCAUCCUGCUGGUGACUCAGCGCAUCACCAAGUACCCGGUGCUCAUCAGCCGCAUCCUGCAGCACGCCCACGGGGUGGAGGAGGAGCGCCAGGACCUGACGACCGCGCUGGGGCUGGUGAAGGAGCUGCUGUCCAACGUGGACCAGGACGUGCACGAGCUGGAGAAAGGGGCCCGCCUGCAGGAGAUCUACAACCGCAUGGACCCCCGCGCCCAGGCCCCGGUGCCUGGCAAGGGCCCCUUCGGCCGAGAGGAGCUCCUGCGGCGCAAGCUCAUCCACGACGGCUGCCUGCUCUGGAAGACAGCAACAGGGCGCUUCAAAGAUGUGCUGCUGCUUCUCAUGACCGACGUGCUGGUGUUUCUCCAGGAGAAGGACCAGAAGUACAUCUUCCCUGCUCUGGACAAGUCGUCAGUGGUGUCACUGCAGAACCUGAUUGUCCGGGACAUCGCCAACCAGGAGAAAGGCAUGUUUCUGAUCAGCGCGGCCCCUCCCGAGAUGUAUGAGGUGCACACAGCGUCCCGGGACGACCGGAGCACCUGGAUCCGUGUCAUUCAGCAGAGCGUACGCGUGUGCCCCUCCAGGGAGGACUUCCCCCUGAUUGAGACGGAAGAUGAGGCUUACCUACGGCGAAUCAAGAUGGAGCUGCAACAGAAGGACCGGGCGCUGGUGGAGCUGCUACAGGAGAAGGUCGGGCUGUUUGCCGAGAUGACGCACUUCCAGGCCGAGGAGGAUGGCGGGAGCGGGAUGCCCCUGCCCACCCUGCCCAGGGGCCUCUUCCGCUCCGAGUCCCUUGAGUCCCCUCGGGGUGAGCGGCUGCUGCAGGAUGCCAUCCGAGAGGUGGAGGGCCUGAAGGACCUGCUCGUGGGGCCUGGAGUGGAGCAGCUCUGGACGCCUCGGGAACCCACCCUGCCCUUGGAACCAGACAGCGGUGGUAACACGAGCCCUGGGGUCACUGCCAACGGUGAGGCCAGAACCUUCAACGGCUCCAUUGAGCUCUGCAGAGCCGACUCGGACUCCAGCCAGAAGGAUCGAAAUGGAAACCAGCUGAGAGCUCCGCAGGAGGAGGUGUUACAGCGACUGGUCAACCUCUAUGGACUCCUGCAUGGCCUCCAGGCGGCUGUGGCUCAGCAAGACACCCUGAUGGAAGCCCGGUUCCCCGAGGGCCCCGAGCGGCGGGAGAAGCUGUCCCGAGCCAACUCGCGGGAUGGGGACGCCGGCAGGGCCGGGGCUGGCCCUGUGGCUCCUGAGAAGCAGGCCACGGAACUGGCGCUGCUGCAGCGGCAGCACGCAUUGCUGCAGGAGGAGCUGCGGCGCUGCCGGCGCCUGGGGGAGGAGCGGGCGACCGAGGCUGGCAGCCUAGAAGCCCGGCUCCGCGAGAGCGAGCAGGCCCGGGCCCUGCUGGAGCGGGAGGCCGAGGAGGCCCGCAGGCAGCUGGCCGCUCUGGGCCACACGGAGCCGCUCCCGGCGGAGGCGCCCUGGGCCCGCAGGCCCGUGGAUCCCCGGCGGCGCAGCCUCCCUGCGGGAGACGCCCUGUACUUGAGCUUCACCCCACCGCAGCCCAGCCGAGGCCACGACCGCCUGGACCUGCCCGUGACUAUCCGCUCCGUACAUCGACCCUUUGAGGACCGAGAGAGGCAGGAGCUAGGUAGCCCCGAGGAGCGGCUGCAGGACAGCAGUGACGCGGACACCGGCAGCGAGGAAGAAGGAAGCAGCCGGCUGUCUCCGCCCCACAGUCCCCGAGACUUCACCCGAAUGCAGGACAUCCCGGAGGAGACGGAGAGCCGCGACGGGGAGCCUAUAGCUUCUGAGAGCUAAGGACGCCCUCCCCGCUGCGGACUGCCGGGGGCCACACUCGGGGACUCCACUCUGCCAGUGACGAGGGAACAUUGCAAAGAACUGUUGACUGUCCUUGCCAGCUUCCGGGGUCCUUGGAUACCUGGGGCCAUUUAGGAAGCCGGGAGUGGGGGGGAUAUGAGGCCACGAUCCCCCAGGGGGCAUCCGGAAGCUAUACCACAGAUGCCAACUUUUCAUGCCUUUCUUCCCUCUACUUUAGGAAAAUUUAUUUAUUUAUUGUUUAUUAGUUAUUGGGGGGGAGAGGGGAAAUUUAAAGGACCAGGGACAUGGGAACCAAGCCAUAGGGGUCGGGGGCCUUGUCCUUUAACACUACCGGGGUGAAACCAGGCUUAACCACGCCGCACGCCCCACCCGCCUCCCCCGUCUGAGGAGGGGUGCAGCUGCAGGACCCUGCGGCCCCCUCAGGGGGCUCCGGGUGGGGCCGUGGUCUGCUCCCUUUCCCUCUCCCCACAACCUCAUACUGCUGACCCCCCUCUCCCCGCCCCCCGCGGAAGUCCCAGGGAGACCCUCCGGCUUCCUGGAGCCCGUGGACUAGAGACUGGGUGGCCCUCGUGGUUUGUGGGGUGGGGGGAGGGAAACCCACAGGGACCAGAAUGUUUGUUGUUCUGUUCUGUUCUUUUUUUUGUACCAAAGCCGGCUGCACGUGUUCUAUAUUUUUAAGAAAAGAAUGUAGGCAAUUAGGGACUGUAGCCUUCCACCUCCACAUCUGUGAACCCGGGGAGGGGGUACACAGUGACUGCUCCCCGCGCCUGCAGCAAUGGGCACCCAUCUGACCUCUCCCCCAGCCUCCUGGGAAAAAGUUCAAGGUGGGGUUGGGGAAUCGCCACGAACCCUUGGCCUCAUCUCCCACCUCAGCAACCGUGCCCUGAAACCUCAGCGUGAAUUUGGGGUUUUCUCAUCAGACCCCAGUGCCCACCAGCUCCAGUCAUUUUUCUGCCAAUUUGAUUGUUAAGGAAAAAAAAAUCAGGGAAAAUUAAAGACCUGGAACCCCA
This is a messenger RNA of Lepus europaeus (European hare), 4805 nucleotides long. It is a transcript of the gene ARHGEF2, whose product is annotated as Rho/Rac guanine nucleotide exchange factor 2. Gene Ontology annotation, molecular function: guanyl-nucleotide exchange factor activity; microtubule binding. Lineage: Eukaryota; Metazoa; Chordata; Mammalia; Lagomorpha; Leporidae. The coding region runs from base 193 to 3774 and encodes 1193 amino acids. The transcript is spliced from 28 exons. Gene Ontology annotation, cellular component: ruffle membrane; cytoskeleton. Gene Ontology annotation, biological process: regulation of Rho protein signal transduction; cell morphogenesis; actin filament organization. The record is from RefSeq and is a predicted model, not a curated record.